AUGCAGGAUGAAACCAACUCUUCUUCUGGCGAGGACUCUGGCCCCGAGACCACCACCAGCCCUGUUGACUCUGACGUGACCAAUGCCACCCAGAGCGUGAACAACCCGUUUGGCUCUGGUUUGACCAAUGGCCCCCAGGCCGUUACCAACCCAUUCGGUGUUGGCGCGACCUCUCAGGCCGCGAACAACCCUUUCGGCCCUGGCGUGCGUACUGUCCCUCAGGCUGCCACCAACCCGUUCGGUGCUGGUGCCCAGACCUUCAACAAUCCCUUCGGUUCUGGUGCGGGUAACAUCCCCCAGGCCGCCAACAACCCGUUCCGCUCUGUGGGGACCAAUGGCACCCAGACCACCGCCAACCCUUUCGGUCCUGGCUGGGCCCGUCCCUCCCAGCUCAACAACCCUUUUGCUUCUGGGGUGGGCAAUGCGCCCCAGAGCAUCAACAACCCUUUCCGCCCCGUCCCCGCCGAAGACGGCCCCCGGACUCCCAACGGGGGAUUGACCAAUGGUCACUCCCACGGAGAUGAGUGGCGCGCUCCCCGCCCAACGGAUUUCAAUCCGUUGUACAGCCCUCCCGAUGACGAGACCGACGAGGAGAGCGAGGAGGAGAGCGAAGAGGAGACCGACGAGGAGGACCUUGAUGAAGAGACCGACGAGGAGGAGGACCACUACGAUUUCUCCGACGAGGAGGAAGGGGACUCUGCCCCAUAUGUUGACAACUCGGCCCUGGAGGCCAUCUUCGACGCCAUUCUGGCGGAGGGCAAUGAGGAGGAGGAUGCCGCUGACGACUCCAGCGACGGCGACGAGGACGCCUACCUGGACGAGGCGUAG
Penicillium samsonianum is the source of this 828-nucleotide messenger RNA. RefSeq lists its product as uncharacterized. The record is from RefSeq and is a predicted model, not a curated record. The transcript has a single exon. Bases 1 to 828 code for a protein of 275 amino acids. Lineage: Eukaryota; Fungi; Ascomycota; Eurotiomycetes; Eurotiales; Aspergillaceae.